CAAGUUUCGACGUCUUUAUAAACUUGAAGGGCUUGGUUAAGAUUCCGUCCUAUGGCCUCUCCGCUACUCCCUGGUCCACCGGAUCAGAGAAGAAAUCUCGAUUGGUGCUGGUCGAAGCUUCCUUCAGAUCUCAUGCAAUUUGUAUUUGACCGCCUUGGUUUUGCCGAUUUCCAACGUGCAAAAUCCGUUUGUUCAUCUUGGCUUUCAGUUUCGAGAAAUUCUCAGCCAAACAAUCAAAUCCCUUGGAUGAUUCGAUUCCCCAAGGACAACAAUCACUGUCUCUUGUUCAAUCCUGAAGAGGAAGACAAGAUGUACAAAACUCCAAAUCUCGGCAACGAUUUCGCAAAGAGCUCUUGUAUCGCCAGUUAUGGAAGCUGGCUUUUGAUGCAACCUGAAUCAGAAUACAUGGAAGAAGACUUAGACCAUCAAUGUAAUAAUCUCUAUAUUCUUGAUCUUCUAACCCGCGAGAGAAUCAAUCUACCGAUUCUCCAACCAGAGUUUGGACUCACAUGUCCGAUAUUAUGGACCGAUGAGAAAAGCAAAGAUCACCUAGUUAUUGGAAUGGCUCAUGAAGAAUUAGCCAUUUCUUUCAAGAAAGGAGAUUCCUCGUGGAAACAAAUCCCAACCUUGUCAGGUAUCGAAGAGUGUUUUAGCAUGGUUUUUAAGGAUCACAAACUUUACUGUCUGAGCAAUUAUAAACUCAAGGUCUUCGAUUUCUCUGGAGAUAUUCCGGUCAAAGUUUUCAAAACUAGCGUAAGUAAGUUGUUAAAUAAUCCACUAUGUAUUUCCAUGAGAAUGAGACUUCCUGGAAUUCCAAUGAAGGACCAGUUGAAUCACUUCAAGGAUGAUAUGGUAGUCACUCUAGCCGGACAUGUCUUAAUUGUUAAGUGCCAUCGUCCGAGUCUGUCCAAGAUAUGGAGCUUUGAAAUCUACAAGAUGGAAGGGAACAACAACAAGUGGGAGAAAACUGUUUCUCUGGGAGACGAGACAAUUCUUUUGGAUUUGGGUAUCACAGUGCUCGCCAAGGACAUGCAAGGGAUCAAGGCCAAUUCCAUCUACUUCUCCAAUCCUACUCCUUAUUUUAAAGAUCAAUAUGACGAAAACGAAAUCUUCAUAUUCGACCUCGAUUCCAACACCGUUGAACAACCGCACCGAUCUGUUUCCUCUUCCUUUCCCCGCUCUAGAGCCCGAUGGUUCUUGCCAUGUUUCAAACGAGAAUCAUACUUCCUUCAGUAAUUUGUCUUUUUUUUAAUGUAUCUACGUAUUCUUCAUAUCAAGUAUUGCAACAUUUAGUAAUAAAGAAUAAAGCCAACAAACGAUACUUGCCAUAUAGAGUAAUAAUUAAGCCAAGAACACCAUCCUUGAUUACAAGGUAAUAACUUUUGAGGACGGUCUCGGACCCUCAAGAUGAGAGUGAAGGCAAAAAAUCACACCCGU
Arabidopsis thaliana (thale cress) is the source of this 1437-nucleotide messenger RNA. RefSeq names its product F-box protein (DUF295). The transcript has a single exon. NCBI's taxonomy places the organism in Eukaryota, Viridiplantae, Streptophyta, Magnoliopsida, Brassicales, Brassicaceae. The record is from RefSeq and is marked reviewed. The coding region runs from base 52 to 1236 and encodes 394 amino acids.